AUGAAGAUCGCUCCUUUCUGGGUCUCUAGUGCCCUAUUAGUUCCACGGGCUCUAGCAGUCCUUACUGAAUCCAAGGCGACAUCUGCUACGCUCACUGCCUCUACUGCGGCGGCACCAAGUUGUACAUCUUCCCUCACCAUCAGUCUCUGCAGCUACCCGGAACCUGGCCCAGACUUUGCCGUCGCCAUCGACAGCAGGGCCUCUUGCUGGGACUACUGUAAAGCCCAUCCUCCCUGCAACUUUGUUAUCUUCUCUGCCGGCAAACCUAAUACGGGCACCGGCACGUGCUGGCUGUAUCCGGGUGAAACCUUCGAUGCGAGCAAAGGUAGUUCGAAUUCCGCCAAUCCCAGCCUGUCCGUCUACAGCCAGCCCGUGUGUGCUGGCGGGAGCGCAUCCACCAUUGCUGGCGCCUGCGCCUGCCGGCCUCUCGCUCACUAA
This is a messenger RNA of Penicillium atrosanguineum, 438 nucleotides long. RefSeq lists its product as uncharacterized. The record is from RefSeq and is a predicted model, not a curated record. Lineage: Eukaryota; Fungi; Ascomycota; Eurotiomycetes; Eurotiales; Aspergillaceae. The transcript has a single exon. Bases 1 to 438 code for a protein of 145 amino acids.